GGUGUAGGCGAGUACAUCCAGCCAAUCGGCGGCCGUUGCAGUUUUCCUUGCAAAGACCCGCCCCUCCAAUGUAGCGUCUCCAAUUUUGGCGGCUGUACGGGAAACAUGGCGGAAAAUUUGAACGUUCUCGACAUUUGUCUGACUGGUUCCAGAGAGGAUUUCCUUCUGUGGGCGGCUCCUGCCAGCGUCAUGCGUCCAAGGAACUGCAGCGUGCCCUGUAAGGUGUCCUGGGACGAGUUAGAAGCUCUGUGCCGCACAGAGAGGCUCCAAUGCAAGCAGCUUGGUGUAAACAGAGCCAACGUGAAUGACUACGAGGUGGAGUACCUCUGUGACUACAAGAGGACCAAGGUUAAGGAGGAGGAGUUUUACCUUGUAAAGUGGAAGGGCUUUUCAGAGUCUGAGAACACCUGGGAACCAAAGAGAAACCUUAAGUGCCCCAAACUGAUGAAGCAGUUCCACUUGGACCUGGAUCAGCAACUAAGGAAGCUCAAGAGACGGCAAAUACCUAAAAAGCUAGACAAAGAUAUUACCUCAUUUCUCGUUCAGAAAGCCAAACUGCGAAAGAGUCUGCAGCACUGGGAGGCCCAUUUGAAUCAGACUCGUAACCACCCCGGGCGCAUUUUUGUCAUAAAUGAAGUGGACCUUGAGGGCCCCCCCAAAAACUUCACCUACAUCAACAACUAUAAGGUCGGCCCAGGUAUCGUGUUAGAUGAGAUGGCUGUAGGUUGUGAGUGUAAGAACUGUUUGGAGGAGCCAGUGAAUGGCUGCUGCCCUGGGGCCUCCUUGCACCGCAUGGCCUACAACGAUAGGGGGCAGGUACGGGUCCAGCCCGGACAGCCCAUAUACGAGUGUAACUCUCGAUGCAGCUGUGGCCCUGACUGUCCCAACAGGGUGGUGCAGAGGGGCGUCCAGUUUGACCUGUGCAUCUUUAAGACAGAGAAUGGUCGGGGGUGGGGUGUCCGCACGCUUCAGCACAUUAAGAAGAACACGUUUGUCAUGGAGUAUGUGGGAGAGAUCAUCACAACAGAUGAAGCUGAAAAGAGGGGUCAAGUGUACGACCACGAAGGCUCUACAUAUCUCUUUGAUCUGGACUAUGUGGAGGAUGUGUACACGGUGGAUGCAGCUCAUCUAGGCAAUAUCUCCCACUUUGUCAACCACAGUUGUAAUCCCAACCUCCAAGUUUUCAAUGUGUUCAUUGACAACAUCGAUGAGAGGCUUCCAAGAAUUGCUUUAUUUUCAACGCGGGCUAUUCGGGCUGGAGAAGAAUUGACCUUUGACUACAAGAUGCAAAUAGAAAUGUUUCACCACCAAUCCCGGUGGCUUCUUCAAUAUGGAUUGCUAGUAAAACGUUUCUAUUGAAAAGAUGAAAUCCAGUUGACAUGACUCAACCUUCAGACUAUUCCACCUGGAUGACUGAGAAUCUCCACCAGCAUUACUCACUCACUCAGUCCUUGUGAGAGGGAAGCCUGUCUGAGCUGACAGUUCGGGGUUCACCCUGGACAUGUCACCAGUCCAUCAGAUUACAGUUUAACACAUUAAACAGGCUUUUAGUGAUGGAUAAUGAGUUGAAUUGCUUCUAAAUGAAGUUACUGUAUGCCCACUCAGGGUUUGCACAGCACACAUGUAGUAUUUGCAUGUGCGUAUAUAUGUAUGUAUAUGUAUGUAUGUUUAUCUGUGUGUCUGUGUGUGCGUGUGUACACACACUAAUAUAUAUGUAUAUGUCAUCUGAAAUCUGACAUUUAUAUAUAUUUAUAUUUAGACAUAAGGUUACUUUUUUUUUAUUUAUUUUUAUUAUUAUUAUUAUUAUUAUUAUUAUUAAUGAUGAAACACAGGUAUUUAGCUAAACAAUUCCUGGAUCAAUCAACAAAGGUUUAAUAAAGGUCCACCAGACCAGGACCUCCAGCGAACGUGCGCUGGGGCAGUUUGCAGCCGAGUGUAAAGGGGCUGGGACGAGAAUCAGCUCCUCCAUGUCUGAGGCCAUGGUUCUCGACCAGAAAAAGUGGUUUGCUCUCUUUAGGUUGGAGGAGGGCUCUUGUUCUGGAGGAGUGGAGGAGUUUAAGUAUCUUCUGAAUGAGGAAAGGAGCCUGAGAUUGACAAAUGGCUGCUCCUCCAUAUCAAGAGGAGGCUUGGGCAUCUGUUUCGGAUGCCUCUUGGUCGCCUCCCUGGGGAUGUGUUCUCACUGGUAGGAAGACCCAGGACACGCUGGAGGGACUAUGUCCCUCGACUGACCUGGGAACGCCUUGGUGUCCCACCGGAAGAGCUGGAGGAAGUGUCUGGGAAGUCUGAAGCUCUGUUUAGACUGCUGGCCCUGGAUAAAUGGAUGAAGAUGGAUGUUUCAAUACUGUUAGUGUUGUGAUGUGGUUUUGUAUCCAUCCUUUCAGCUCCAGCCUUUAGUGGGUUGGUACAGACACUGUUCAUUAUUAGAAGAAAAAGAAACUUUCCCCUUAUUGGUUCCAGAAUGUGGAACUAAUCCUGCAUGUCUUUUGUUUAGAUACAACAUCACAGCUAGACAUUGUCUUAGACAGUCAGUAACAAACAUAUCUAAAAGACGGACACAUGAUGUAUAAUGAUGUACUAUAUGAUGUCAUGUCAGUGUUAUGACACUGGCCUGGUAUAGCUUUGUUUUCUACACAUUAUUUCUUUUCUUGUUUUUCAUUGUUUCUUCUUGAACGCGAUGUGUUGGCUGCCAUCGCUGGUUUUACAUAAUACUUUACACUAUUCAGCCUGUUGAAUGCUAAGCUAGAGUUAAAAAAAAAAGUUUAGCCAAGGUUAAAAAAAAGAUUCAAGUUCAUCUAUCACACAUGGCAGCUCAUUUCCAAGCUUAGAUACAGUAUCAAAGAAAUAAAACAAUGAAAUUCUUCAAAACUAGCUGGUGCUUUAUCCCAUAGCUUAAUGAUAAUUCAUAUCAUACAAAUAGAACAUUUGGAUCCAACCACAAGCGUAAGAUCGAAACAGCCCAAAACAGACAAGGAUCCUGCACGAAAGUCAUCUAUAAAGACGGCCGAAGAGGCUUGAUGCGCAGAUAUGUUUUAAAUAUAGAAUGAGUUACUUGUGAUGUUUGUUGGUGUAAAUCCAUAAAAUGAACGAAUAUAUAAUGGUCGUGCAGCACUUUUCUACGUGGUGGUACACAAAGCACUUUAACACUACAUUCACAUUUACUCGUUCACUCACAAGCGCACACGCAUUCACACACACACACACACACACACACACACAGUGACAGAGCUGCAAAGCUUAGGUUGACACCGGGCCACAUUGGGGUUCAGUGUUUUGCCACUUGUUCACUUCAAUGACUGAAGCCAGGAAUUGAGCCACCACCCUACAGUCGGGGGCCAACAGCUCUACCUCUUCUCACGUUAAACUGAAAACGUUGCUUUGACUAAAGGGUUCAAACAAACUUAGGUGAUUUCUUACCGGGCUUCUUUGUG
Messenger RNA from Betta splendens (Siamese fighting fish), 3428 nucleotides. RefSeq names its product SUV39H1 histone lysine methyltransferase b (gene suv39h1b). Gene Ontology annotation, cellular component: nucleus. NCBI's taxonomy places the organism in Eukaryota, Metazoa, Chordata, Actinopteri, Anabantiformes, Osphronemidae. Gene Ontology annotation, molecular function: zinc ion binding; histone H3K9 methyltransferase activity; protein binding. The record is from RefSeq and is a predicted model, not a curated record. The transcript has 7 exons. Bases 106 to 1359 code for a protein of 417 amino acids.